UGCAAGGAGCUGAAUUUGGAGGAGGAGUACAGGAAGUAUCAGGUCCGUCUUAUGAUAAGCUACCUCACCGUUUUCUACCCCUUGUUUUUACUGGUGAUGCUUUGCCUUCAAUUAGUCACAUGGACUUGUGUCGAGAACCCGGAAAUUAAUAAGAUGAACUUGCUCUUCGAUGGACUUUCGUUGAUUUUGGUAGCCUCCUUGAUGAGUGUCAAUUUCUUUGAGAGCUUUGUGCUUCGCCACCCGUGGGUUAUGGUUUUGACCUCCGUUCUGUCCGUGCUUGCCGUGGUAUUUUGUGAUUUAAUGCAGAACACUUACCAUUAUUACAUUUCCCACUGGCCGCUGAACACCACGUUCGACGUCUUCGUGCUCUGCAUGAUUUACAUGUUCCUGCCAAUUCCCUCCAUCAGGGGAGCUGCUCUUUUGGCCACAUCCGUGAGCCUUAUUUACGUGGCCUACUUCAUGCACUUCCUGGCCUUCACCAGGCAACGGACUUUACGAAGGGUCCACGGCAUCGACGUGGUCUCCGUGGAUGUAUUCCAAUACCUGGGCUUCAACAUGAUGGGCAUCUUCUUCCGCAUCAUGAACGACACGAUGGUGCGCGCCUCCUUUCUCGAUCGCCACCAGUUCAUGAAGGAGGAGAGGUGGCUGCGCCACGCCCUGGGCCAGGAAUCGAUGCUCCUAGACAGCGUCCUGCCUCCGCAGAUCGCCAAGCCCAUCCAGAGUAGCAUCAAGCACAGGAUCAUGCAGCCGGAGAACGAGUUCGAGCGCAAGAGCCUGGGUGUCUCAAGCACGGAGUACUUCAUGGCCAUCCAGAUCCAUCCGGAUGUGAGUAUCCUGUACGCCGACGUGGUCAACUACACCCACUUGACCACCACCCUGGCGGUGGACAAGUUGGUGAAGGUGCUCCACGACCUCUACGGAAGAUUCGAUAUGGCUGCCUCGCACUUUAAGGUGCAGCGCAUCAAGUUCCUGGGCGACUGCUAUUAUUGUGUGGCGGGAUUGGUGGAGGCAGAUCCCGAUCACGCCACGAAAGCCGUGUCCCUGGGCAUUUCCAUGAUAGCCAACAUCCAGGAGGUGAGGAUCGAGCGCGCCUUGGAAAUCGACAUGCGCAUAGGAGUUCAUUCGGGUUCCCUCUUUGCAGGAGUCAUCGGCGAGGCAAAGCUGCAGUUUGACAUUUGGGGUGCGGAUGUUGAUAUCGCCAAUCGCCUAGAGGCCACUGGAAAACCGGGAUAUGUGCACGUUAGUGGGCGAACCCUGAGCAACCUGAAUGCAGACGAAUACAUAAUCUUUCCGGGCACCGAAAAAGCCCAGAGAGAUUCUAUGCUGCAGAAGCACCCGAUGGGCACCUACCUGAUAAGGGGUCACGUCCAGCGGGAAUCGGUGAGAUCCACCCUACAUGGGGUGCAGUCCCAUGUCAAUUUGGACUUCAUGACACUGCAAACGAGUCGGAGUACUCGUGGCGAAACCGCAAACAUCGACUCGAUGUCCGAUGAGCUGCGCGAGGAGUUCAACAAGAUGCCGGUCGGAGGAUUCCAGUAAGUGCUGCUUUAAUAGUCACUGGGAAAUUUUGGCUUUCCUCGAAGGAAAAUUUGGUCCGAAUUUGAUGUGUUAAUGCUUAUAAAA
Molecule: messenger RNA, 1623 nt
Organism: Drosophila ficusphila
Lineage: Eukaryota; Metazoa; Arthropoda; Insecta; Diptera; Drosophilidae
Product: adenylyl cyclase X E-like
Exons: 5
Coding region: 52-1539 (495 amino acids)
Biological process (GO): adenylate cyclase-activating G protein-coupled receptor signaling pathway; intracellular signal transduction; cAMP biosynthetic process
Molecular function (GO): adenylate cyclase activity
Source: RefSeq, a predicted model, not a curated record